AAGAGGUGGAAAGGGGGGAGAGAGAGAGACAAACAGAGAAAGACAGACAGAGGAGGAAGAAGAGAGGAUCACUGCCAGUAAAAGAUGUUAGAACCAGAGCAAAAAAAAAAAAAAAAAGUACCUGUGGUUCUUAGCUACUGGCCAACUGUUCCUUUAAGAAUGAAGGCCAGCCAACUACAAGCCCGAGGGAGGCCGAGCUCCUAAUCACGGGAUCAGAGAAACCUCUUUCUCAGAGAAGGGAGCCAUUGUGAGCCAGAGCAGUUAGAGGCUGGGCUUCUCUUGUGGAAUUGUAAUGCUAUAUAAUACACAGCACGGCCGAAGAAAGCGGGCUCUUAUUCCUUUCUGAGUGGAGCGGGCAUUCUGCGAGACCCGGGAACAAAGAGGGGACCUGUUUAUGAGCCCUAGGCCUGCUGGGCCAAACAAACAGUGGCAUGGCAAAUCAAAAAAAUUAGAGGAUUGGAUGGAGACAAGAGAACCUGAAUUCAAAUCUCCAGUCAGACAUUUACUACCCAUAUGACCCUAGGAUAAGCAAAUGAUUUUCGCAACCUAUCUGAGGAAGCGCCUUCCUCCUGCAAUUAGAAGUUUGAUUCUACAGAAGAAAUUCAAUGCUAGAAAUAUUUCUAGCAUGUCAGGGGAACCAAAAGAGGCAAGUGUGGUGAUCCUGCCCAGAUCCUUCGCUGAGGACUUUGAAAAGUUCUGCCGGGCCAACAGUGGUGCUCUGACCCUACUCCAUAGAAGUGAACCUGGCGAAUGGAAGCUGCCUACUCUGAGUGCUGGCUUGGACAUCAGAAAUAAUGGCCUAAAGUACAAGAAAUAUGAGUUUGGUGCGUGUACUGACACCCUGACGUGUCUAGAAGGUUUUUCGGAACAGCUUAAAGACAUGGUCACAUUCUACUUGGCCAUGAAGAAGGUGGGAAUUCCAGUAAGGAAUAAAGAAAGUCACUGCAACCUGGGUAUAUACAAGGUUGCCCACACCUUGAAACCAUCCACCUUUGGUGUUCAGGGUGUCCCCCAACUCUUACCUGUGGCUCCAAGAAGCUGUAAGUCACCACUGGCUUUUACCAGUGCUCCUGGGUGUCCAGUUGUUAUUGACCAGAAAGAUAAAAGGAUUCAAGUGAGUCAUUCUGGGGAAGUCUCAGAGGUCCAUUGCAUUUCCCAAAAUCCUCUGCACUACAGCAUUACUUCAUCAUCUAGUGUACAGAAAAUUAGAGAGCUAGAGAGCAUAAUUGCCAGAGAUCCAGGAAACCGAGGAAUAAAACAUUUGUUCAACAAAGAUGAGCUACUGAAGGCCUCUCUGUCCCUGUCCCAUGCUCAUUCAGUGCUUAUCACCACUGGGUUCCCUACCCAUUUUUCUCAUGACCCACCUGAAGAGAAUGAUGGUCCCCCAGGAGCCAUUGCCUUAGCUGCCAUUUUGCAAGCUUUAGAAAAGGACGUUGCCAUUGUGGUUGAUGAGAGAGCCAUGAAUUUGCACAGAAAAAUUAUUGAAGACUCAGUUGAUCAAGGUGUUUUGAAGACAACAAUACCUCUCUUAAGUUAUCAAGGUGGGGACACAAGAUCAGCUCUCAUGUUCCUAUGUAAGGAUGGGGAUCCCAAGUCACCAAGAUUUGAUCACUUAGUGGCUAUAGAGCGCUCAGGAAGGGCUGCUGAUGGCAAUUACUAUAAUGCUCGUAAAAUUAAUGUCAAGCAUCUAGUUGAUCCCAUUGAUGAUCUCUUCCUUGCUGCACAGAAGAUCCCUGGAAUCUCAUCAACUGGUGUUGGUGAUGGAGGGAAUGAACUUGGAAUGGGAAAAGUAAGAACAGCCGUGAAGAAGCAUAUCAAGAAUGGGGAUGUCAUAGCUUGUGAUGUGGCAGCUGACUUUGCUGUUAUAGCUGGUGUUUCCAACUGGGGAGGCUAUGCUCUGGCCAGUGCACUGUAUUUACUGAACACAAGUGCCAUCCAUGGGCGAUACCUACGGAAAGCCGGAUCAGCCGCCACGUCCUCAGGAGCACCAACCUGGGCUCAGGCUCUCCCCUCUGUCAAGAAGGAAGAAAAGAUGUUGCAAAUCCUAAUGAAACACAAAGUGCGGAGUGGAGUAACUGGAGAAGUGGGAAUGGUAGUAGAUGGGUUACCCUUCCAUGGCAUUCAUGCUGAAAUGAUCCAACAGUUGAUUGAUGUUACCACCAUGUAAUUCACACACACACACACACACACACACACACACACACGCAUGCAUAAAUUAUAACUGCUGUCACUCUUUCUAAUUUUCUUCUUACCCCCACCUCAUACACAUGUAUGUCACCCUAAAGUGGCUGGACUGUCUUCUUGUCCCAACUUGGAAGAAUUGGACGAUUGUAAAAGAGAAUACCUAGAACAUGGGUAAUAAUCCAGCUCAUGGAGAUUGCAUUUCAUAGGUAACUAGAAAAGAAUGAGAGGGAGGCAUUCCUCUCCUCACUUUCCACUUGCCCAGGAGGUCACCACACUGGGGAUAUAGAGAAACUUUUCAAGACUGGCUUUGCAAAUUGACUGAUGGUCCAAAAAACAAAAAAGCACAAAACCAUGCAUGAUGGUGCCAUGUGGGUUAGCAGGAUAAAGUAGAAAGAACAUAUAAUUUUUUUUAAAACUUACUUUCUGUCCUAGUAACAACUCUAAGGGCAAGGGCUAGGCAAUGGGGGUUA
Gracilinanus agilis (Agile Gracile Mouse Opossum) is the source of this 2654-nucleotide messenger RNA. It is a transcript of the gene DGLUCY, whose product is annotated as D-glutamate cyclase. Lineage: Eukaryota; Metazoa; Chordata; Mammalia; Didelphimorphia; Didelphidae. The record is from RefSeq and is a predicted model, not a curated record. Gene Ontology annotation, biological process: glutamate metabolic process. The transcript has 13 exons. The coding region runs from base 533 to 2167 and encodes 544 amino acids. Gene Ontology annotation, molecular function: D-glutamate cyclase activity.